CCGGGCCCCGCGGCGGGCGGCCGAGCCAUGAGCGCGGCCCGCGCCGCCGGCCCCGCGCCGCCGGCCGGCCCUCAGCAGCCCGCGGAGCCGCAGAGCCGCGCCGCCCCGGCGGGCUCGCCCGGCCUGCCCUGAGCCCCGCCGCCGCCGCCGAGGUUGCUGACCCAAGGGGCUGGGAGCUCCCUCCACUGGCACUGUGGGAAGCUUUAGCCAAUCCAAUGCACCCUGACAACAAACUGCCCAGCCAUGGCAAGGCAGGCAGCAGCAGUGCCCCGGCCCAGCACCACAAUGUGAGCCAAGCACCCACCUGCAACCUGGGCUCGAAGGGUGUGGGGACAGGCAGCCAUGGCAGCAAGGCCACUCAGAUCUCCCCUGGCAACUCUGGACUGAAAAACAGCCAGAACACUGUCCCAAACUUGAGCUCCUUGAAGGGCAAGGUGAAACGGGAACGAAGCAUCUCGGUGGACUCCGGAGAACAGCGAGAAUCCAGCACCCCUUCACAGGACGCAGAAUCAAAAGGUGAGGUGGCUCCCCGUAGCAAGCGACGGUGCGUGCUGGAAAGGAAGCAGCCAUACAGUGGGGAUGAAUGGUGCUCUGGGCCGGACAGUGAGGAAGACGACAAGCCCAUCAGCAGCGUACACAAUUGUAAUGUAGCAGAUCCUGCGAUGUCCACAGCCUCGCAGCUUGGCCCAGGGUCCAACCCGCUGCCCAGCCUGAACGAGACCACUUCUUCCAGCGUGCCUCAUGGUGCUGCCCCCGGCUUGCGCUCCGAUGCUGCAGCAGGCGGAGGUGGUGGGACAGGAAAGCAACCUUCACAGUUUGUUUACGUCUUUACAACUCACCUUGCUAACACAGCUGCAGAAGCUGUCCUGCAGGGCCGAGCUGACUCCAUUCUGGCCUACCAUCAGCAGAAUGUCCCACGGGCAAAGCUAGACCAGGCACCAGCUCCCAAAGUGCUGGGGGUUGCUGAACCACUCCCGAUUAACCCUCCUGUUGCCAACACUCCACAGUCCCAGCCGCCGGCACCUCAAGUGAGUCAACCGCAGCCACAGCCUCCUCCACCACAGCCUCCGCCUCAGACCAUCAGUCAAACACCUUUGCCUGCACCCAGCAGCCUCCCCCAGGAAGGGACGAGUGAAGAUGUCAGGAGAGACCUGACUCCCAACUCUCUGGGGAACAACAGCAGCAGCAACCAGGCUGGAAGUAACCACCCCAGUACGCCCACUGCACCUGCCAGCACCAUGCAGCCUGGGCAACUGGACUCCUCUGCUACGUCUGGCUCCAACCUCCUUGCAGAGGGCCCAGGUCCAGGGAUGUCGGGGAACGGGCAGGCAGGCCUGGGCUCCAGGAACCCCAUGAACUCAGAAGGGCUCUCCAAGGAGCAGCUGGAGCACCGGGAGCGCUCUCUGCAGACCCUGCGGGACAUUGAGCGCCUGCUGCUGCGCAGCGGGGAGGCUGAGCCCUUCAUGAAGUCCAGCCAAAACGCAGGCGAGGGUGGGACUGCCCCUCAACCACAGGCUGCCCCUGCCCCGCCCCCUGUGCCCCCCACGAGCAUGAAGAAGUAUGAAGAACCUCUGCAGUCCAUGAUCUCCCAGACCCAAAGCCUUGGUGGGCCCAAUCUGGAACAUGAGGUGUCCCACCACCCUGGCGCUGACAUGGGGCAGCAGAUGAACAUGAUGAUGCAGCGGCUGAACCAGGACAGCCUGACACCAGAGCAGGUGGCCUGGAGGAAGUUACAGGAAGAGUACUAUGAGGAAAAGCGACGGAAAGAGGAGCAGAUUGGCAUCCAUGGCCGGCCCAUGCAGGAAAUCAUGAUCCCGCAGUCAAUAGGCAGCAUGAUGAUGCGUGGGCCCCCACCACCCUACCACAGCAAGCCUGGAGAGCAGUGGCCCCCAGGGAUGGGCAGCCAGCUGCGGGGGCCCAUAGAUGUGCAGGACCCUAUGCAGCUGCGGGGAGGGCCACCCUUCCCAGGGCCACGGUUCCCUGCGAAUCAAAUGCAGAGAGUCUCUGGCUUCGGAGGGAUGCAGAAUAUGCCCUUGGAUGCCCUUGGGCCCAUGAAUGCCAUGCAGAGGCCAGUCAGGCCCAGCAUGGGAUGGAGUGAUGAUAUGCCACCUAUGGGAGGCCCUGGGAAUUUUCCACAAGGUACCCUGCCCUACCCCUCGGGGCAAGGGGACCCUGAAAGGUUCAUGAAUCCCCGUGCCAGGGAGGAGAUCCUGCGGCAUCAGCUGAUGGAGAAACGCCCAGUGGCAAUGCAGAGGCCCAUGGGCAUGUCUGGAAACUCCAUGAGCCAGGGCAUGGAAAUGGAGAGGAUGAUACAGGCUCACAGGCAGAUGGAUCCAUCCAUGUUUGCUGGGCAGAUAACAGGGGACAGCCUGAGCAGCGCCCCAAUGGGAAUGGACUUUGCAGGCACUCGCGGGAUGCUGAGCCCCCCAAUGAGUCAGUCAGGUCUUCGGGACAUGGAUGCACCCAUGGGCCCUGGCAACCUCAACAUGAACAUGAACGUCAACAUGAACAUGAACAUGAACCUCAAUGUCCAGAUGACCCCACAGCAGCAGAUGAUGAUGUCACAGAAGAUGAGGGGUCCUGAUAUGAUGGCCCACCAGGGCAUGAGCCCUGAGGAGCUGGCCAGGGCACGGGCUCAGAAUGGCAAUGGCAGUGCAAUGCUGGGGGGCCCCCAGAAAAUUAUGAUACCCUCCCAGUUCCCCAACCAAGGACAGCAAGGCUUCUCAAGCACGCAAGGGCCUUAUCCCAGCAUGCCCCAGGAGAUGGGCAGCAACUCGGACAUGUUCAGCCCUGAGCAGGGCACCAUGCCCAUCGGGAGCAUCGGUGGCACCACCAGGCUCAGCCACAUCCCUCUGCCCUCUGCCUCAAAUCCCACUCCCACGCAAGGGGGCAACCUGGCCAACAUACACCCAGCACCUUCCCGGGGGCUGGGCCGCCGGCCCUCCGACCUCACCAUCAACAUCAGCCAGAUGAACUCUCCCAGCAUGGGCCACCUCAAGUCUCCCACCCUCAGCCAGGUGCAUUCGCCACUGGUCACCUCCCCCUCUGCCAACCUCAAGUCCCCACAGACACCCUCACAGAUGGUCAGCAUGCCACCUUCAAACCAGUCCGGACCUCUCAAGUCUCCCCAGGUGAUGAACUCCUCACUUAACGUCCGGUCUCCAGCUGGUUCACCGAGCCGCCUGAAGUCCCCUUCUAUGGCUGUUCCUUCCCCUGGUUGGGUGCCAUCUCCUAAAGCCACCAUGCCCAGCCCGGGAGUCAACCAGAGCAAGCAGACCCUCAGCAUGAGCUCAUCUGCUUCCAUGGGAGGACUGGAUCAGGGUUCUCUCCCUUCUGGGCCUCGGAGCAGCUCUUCCGCACCAGCCAGUAACACCUCUAGCUCCAUGAAUCCCAACAUGCCUUUUACUUCCUCUCCAGAUCCAUCCCCCUCCCAGAACCCCCUCUCUUUGAUGAUGUCCCAGAUGUCCAAGUAUGCUAUGCCCAGCUCCACGCCACUUUACCACAAUGCCAUCAAAACCAUCGCCACCUCUGAUGAUGAGCUGCUGCCAGACCGGCCUAUGCUCCCGCCUGGAAGCAUGUCAGGUGUGACAGGGAAUCAGCCGAAUCAACUGCACUUGAACUCGGUCGGGCCUGGAUCCUCUCAGAGCCCCAUGGGAAUGAACCUGCCUGGUCAGCAACCCCUCUCUCAUGAACCACCCCCCACCUCCAUGAUGUCCUCCCCAAACCCUUUAGGCUCCAACAUUCCUAUGCACCCCAGUGCACCAGGGACAGGUGUUCCCCCCCAGAACCCCAUGAUGCUGCCCCCGGGGCCUCAGGACGCGUUGAACCAGCAGUGCGGCCCCGUGCCAAACAGUUCACAGAUGAUUCCUUCCAACCAGCUCGUGUUCCCCCGCAUGCAGCAGCCCCACAACGCUAUGCCAUCUCCUGCUGGAGGCAUGCCCAUGGCCCCUGGUGGGGGAGGUGGCCCUGCGAUGCAGCAGCAUUACCCGCCGGGAUUGCCCUUGCCGCCUGAGGACCUUCCCCCCCAGCAGCCCAGCCAGAUGCCCCCUCAGCAGCACAUGAUGGGCAAGAACAUCCCUCCCCGCAUCGGUGAGCCCUACCCACCUGUGCUCCCUGGGGUAGCAUCGGUGCUGAAUGACCCUGAGCUCAGCGAGGUCAUUCGCCCCACGCCCACAGGUAUCCCUGAGUUUGACCUGUCCAGGAUCAUUCCGUCAGAGAAGCCAAGCAGCACCUUGCAGUAUUUCCCCAAGAGUGACAACCAAGCGCCCAAAUCGCAGCCUUCCAACCUCCACCUCAUGAACCUGCAGAACAUGAUGGCUGACCAGCCCCCGGUGCGGCCAGGUAUGAAUGCCCCCAGCAUCCCUGGGCAGCAGACCGUGCAGCGGGGACUCAGCAUGCCCAUGUGCCACCCCGGACAAGUGCCCAUGCUGGGCAGGACAGGCAUACCACCCCAGCAAGGCAUGAUGGGCAACAGCAUGCACCAGGGCAUGAUGUCUCCGCAGCAGAGCCUGAUGGCCCAGCAGAAUUUCAUGCUGAUGCAGGCCAAGCAGAGGAGCAUGUCUGUGUCAGGGGAGAUGUAUGCUCAGACAGGACACAUGAUGUCACCUCAGGGCUCUCUUAUGGGGCCCCCGCCUCAGCAGAACCUCAUGGUCACACACCAGAUGAGGCAGAGGAGUGUCUCCCUGGACAGCCAGAUGGGUUACAUCCCCGGGCCUGGGAACAUGGCGAACCUGCCCUUCUAACCCUGGCUGGUGCUUGGGGUGGGAGGGGAUGGAGCUGCCUGGACAAACCUUUUUAAACCUUUCUUUGGGGGAGGGUUGGGGGCCAAUGCUGGUGGAGGACACUGUGGGAUGCUUUUCAUAUCGGAUUCGCCUCUACACAGAAAACCAGAUGUGCAGUAAACUUGAUGUGAAUUGGGUUUAUUUUUCCUUUCUUUUUUGGGGAAGGGGGGGGGAGGAAGGGCUGGGAGUGGGUCUGUUACUUUUGAACCCUUUGUGGUGACCAGGGACACCCAAACCCUGUGGCAGUUUGUAAAGUUUAUAGUUUUCCUCUGUCAAGUGUUUUUCUUUACUUCCCCCCCUCCCCGUCCCUCUCUUCUUUCCUUUUUCUUUAUUUUUUCUUGUUUUGUUUGUAUGUUUGGUUUUUUGUUUGUUUGUUUUUGGUUUUGUUUUGGUUUUUUAAGCAAUCAAAAUGUGCAAGAGGGUUUUUGGAACUAGCUGUAAAUAGGUCGCUGGGAAAGGCAAAACUUGUGCUGGUUUUUAAUUGUUCUGUAUUUCUGUGUUUUAAUAGAAGCCUCAAAACAUGUUUUAAAAAAAACAGAAACAAAAAACAUGCUAAAGGCAACAGCGUACAAGGAUUGAAAACUCUCCCUUGGUGGGAGGCAAGAGGAUCCUCCAGGUUGCACAGGGCAUUGAGGGAUCCCAUUGUAGAGUGACUCUGUGUCAAACCUGUGUUGUUCAUGUGUCUGAACAGUUUGCAUGUGCAGGGUGUUACAGUUUCAUGCAGACCUUAGGCCCCUGUGGAGGCUGCGCAGAGAACAUGAACUCAACCCUUGCUGAGGACCAUCGGGGAGGUUCUGAGCUGGUGAAACGUUGCUGGAGCAGCACUCAUCUGGCAGGGCAGAGGCUGCAGCUUCACAGGAUGCAGCUGCUGCUGGAUGGCAAAGCUGCCGUGGCUGGAAUGGGGAGGAUGCUGGCCCCCCAGCUGGACAGGUAGUGGAGGUUCUGAGCUUUGCGGACAGUAAUGUGCUGGCCCAAAGGUCUCGACCAGAUGUGUCACCUCAGGACCCUCCUUUUCCCUUCAUACUGUCCCCUGUGAAUAUGUAGGGAUAGAUGGGGUCUAAGAUGAGCAAGGUGGUGCAUUCCUGUCCUUCCAGGAGCAGCUGGCUGGGAACCCUGCUUCUUUGCAGCCUUCCUGCACCAGUCCUUUAUCCCACCAUUGUCCUCCGCAAAUGCUCUGUGCUCCCUCUACCUCUGCCGUUGAAUGCUCUCCCAUGUCUUCCUCACUCCCCUCACUCCUCCUCUGGAGUUUCACAGGCAGUCUUUGCUCUGCCUUGCCACUGGCAGCAGCCCUGCCCUACUGCACAAUAGAGGUCUAGCUGUUGAGGACAACCUGUCCCUGUGUGCAAUGCUCCAUCUCAUUCAAAGAGUGCAGUGUCAGUGGUGUGGCCGUCCUGUGUUUUGGACAGAAGAGACCAAGGUUGCGUGGCAGCCCCUCAUUCCUAGGCUGGCAGACACAUGCCAUUUGAACAACUCUGACUUUUCUGGAUGUGCUCCACCCUCCCUGUCCUCCAUGAGGUCUUCCUGCAUGCAGCACUGAUGGUCCUUCCCAUUUGUUCAUGGAGGGGACCAUGGGGUGACGCGCACACGCUUCUGUGCUCAGCACAGUAUCUCUGGACUUCGGCAGGGACUGCGGUCCAGCAUGGUGUACCCUGUGGGUGUCCAGUGCUGAACUCGGGGCACAUGACUGCCGGAGGAAUUCCAGUUGGAAGAUUAUCGCUGCAGAGCCAGAUUUAGCAUACUACCUCUCUCAUAACAGAGCUCACCUUUCCCUUCUUGCUACUGCAGGGAGGAGAGGGCUGUUGGAAAGGGAGAUUGAUUGUCAAGUAGUUGUUUAUUGUGUUACAAGCUGUUUGGAAAGGUCAGUGGGUGCUGGAACAUCAGCCAGUGGCUGUAUUGAUCCAAUGUGUUAGAAGAUGGAGCCACAAAGUCCAGUUAGGAAUACCUGGAAGCUUUGAGGCAUUUUGUAGUGAGCAGUACUGAAUAGGAAGCAUGGGUAUGAAUUGGAGGAGGAAUUUUGCUCUGGUCUCCUGCUUUGUUUGGUUUUGUUGUGUGCAAUGUGAGCGAGCAGCUGUUUCAGGAUGGCAAAAUGGGAGCAAUCCCACAAAGUGCCCAUUUCUGCCUGGUUGGCUGGAGCAGAUAAAGAAUCUUUAGCCCAGGCUAGUGAGGUGUGCUUUGGACCUGAUGGUUGGAUUCUCCAUCCUUUCAGAAUGUGUGUUUCAUGUGGGAGGAUAUGGCUCAAACAGAUGUAGCUCUUUCUAAGCUUGACUUGCCUGAAAGGCUGUGGCUUCUCCUGGCUGCACUUCGGGGUAUUGGCUGCUGGUAGUUUCUAGUAACAUCCAAAUACCACUGCCAGCUCCAAACCUUACUCAUCACCUACCAGCUAGUCUCAGUUAAUUUGAAGCCAUAAUAUUUUCUAUACAGAAGUAUUUUGUUUGUCUGUAGACGGCUGUUGUUUUAGCCCAGUUGAGAUCUCCACAUGUCUGUACCUUCCCUGUUGUCCCUUUCACCCAGCCCAACUGAGAAGUUGCCUGGGGUUUGCAGUCCUUGCUCUGCUGGCAGCACGUUGUCCUGGUGUCAGUGGAGCCCACGGGCUGGGGCACACAGCUGUGCAGUGCUAGGGAGGCCGGCCAUGCUAUUUCUGCCUGGUGGCAGGAGGAAGACCUGUUCUUUGGUGACAAAUGAGUAUGAAGCAAAGCCUUUUGACUCAGCAGUCCUGGAUACAAAAGGGAAAUCCUGACAGCAGGUCAGAGCCAGGGACUAAGGAGCAGCAGUUGGCACUCAUCUGCAAAAUAUCCCACCACCCUGGAGCCAGCCCUACCCCUGCUGCUGUGAUGGCUGAACAAAAGGGAGAGCGGUUGGACUUAGUAAUCUUAAAGGUCUUUUCCAACCAAAUCAAUUCUAUGAUUCUAACAAGUGCUGCCUAACACCUCUUUGCCCCGGGUGCCACUCCCAACUGUGUCUGUGAACAGCAAUAUGGUAGGAGCUCCUCUGGAAGCUCAGUAACCACCAGUCCUUGUUAGACCUGGGCAGGGUUUGCCAUCAGCUGGUUGCCCACUGCCGUGAGCCAUGUCUAGUCUUGUGUCUUGUAGUUUAUCGCUCGGCUUCUAAGCUUGAGUUCUGUGUACCGACUCCACCUAAUCACAGUAAAAGGUUUGCCCAUGUUUUAGCCAUGACUUCACCGUGUUUUUCCAGCUCCAAAAAAGCAAACACUUGGAAAUCUCUUCUUUCAGUAUGUCAGAUAAUCACACGCCCGGAAGUAGCUUUCACAUUGAGGUAAUGGUGACUGACCUGUUCUCUGUCAUCCCAUGGAGACACUUCCCCAGUCAUUUUGUACCAUUAUAUAAAUAUAUAUAUAUAAAUAUAAAUAUAUAAAUACAAUAUGUGAAGACAUCUUAUUGGUUUUUAUUUGAAACAAUUUUUAGGCUUGUUUUUGGGUAUCUGUGCUGCCUGUAAUGUAUUGACCUGUUUUAUAGGUGCCUUUUUAUUAAAAAGACAAAUUUAAAAACCUGA
Molecule: messenger RNA, 8291 nt
Organism: Apus apus (common swift)
Lineage: Eukaryota; Metazoa; Chordata; Aves; Apodiformes; Apodidae
Gene: BCL9L
Product: BCL9 like
Exons: 8
Coding region: 216-4742 (1508 amino acids)
Biological process (GO): canonical Wnt signaling pathway; positive regulation of transcription by RNA polymerase II; negative regulation of transforming growth factor beta receptor signaling pathway
Cellular component (GO): beta-catenin-TCF complex
Molecular function (GO): beta-catenin binding; transcription coactivator activity
Source: RefSeq, a predicted model, not a curated record